Trematosphaeria pertusa is the source of this 1200-nucleotide messenger RNA. Its product is annotated as glycosyltransferase family 34 protein. The record is from RefSeq and is a predicted model, not a curated record. Lineage: Eukaryota; Fungi; Ascomycota; Dothideomycetes; Pleosporales; Trematosphaeriaceae. Gene Ontology annotation, biological process: protein N-linked glycosylation. Bases 219 to 1082 code for a protein of 287 amino acids. Gene Ontology annotation, cellular component: Golgi membrane. Gene Ontology annotation, molecular function: glycosyltransferase activity. The transcript is spliced from 2 exons.
UCGCCCUUGAGAUUGAAGCUGGAUCACAAAGGCUAGAUCACCUUACAAGCGAGUACUUGCCAUGCCAGAUGAACUAGCGGAAGGGAGCGACGAACACCGCCCUGACAUGCUUGGCGGCAUUCCGGUAGCACCAAUACGAACAACACCUUCAGCGCAGCUCACUUGCGUCCCCAGAUGCCCUCCUUCUCUUCAUGCCGUGAAGGGCUUCCGGCUUCGAAAUGUUGGUGCGUUCGCUGAGGGUGCCGCCCUCGCUAUUGCUCUUCCUCGCCUUCUGCGCCUUCCUCGGCUGGCACUUUGGCCAGGCCCCGCUGCAUGAGUCCUUCAACCCAGCCCCUCCACCCCCAGCUCCAGCUCCAGAAGCACCUCCAGAGAAGAAGUCGCCGCGUAUCGCUCUGGUGACGUUUGUUACUGAUCAGAGGUCCUACCUGCAUCUCGCGCUGAAGAGCAAGGACCAUUACGCCCGCCGACAUGGCCUCGACUUCCUCGUUGACUACGAAGCGCACUCGGAGCGCGGGACCGUAUACUGGAAAUAUGACAUGAUGGAGCGGUUGAUUAAGAAGAACAAGUGGGAUUGGCUCUGGUGGCUGGACUUUGACACUCUGGUAACCAACACCGAUAUCAAGGUCGCAGAUAUCAUCGAAGAGACGCUAGCGAACGCCACGAAUCCAGAUGAAAUCGACUAUCUGCUUACCCACGACUGCAAUGGUCUGAAUUUCGGCUCCUUUAUCGUUCGCGGCCACGAGCGCUCGAUCAAAUUCCUCCACGACGCGUACGCCAUAGCCGAUCGCGAGAAGGAGAAGGACAAUCAAAUGAGCGAGCAGGAUGUCAUUGUAAAAUUGAUGAAGGAUGAUCCGGCGUCGGCGCACAGAACAAUCCAGGUGCCCCAGUGGAAGCUCAAUGCCUUCCCACAAGAGAUCGCCUGCUUCGACGACUCGCGGAAGGCUUGGGAGCAUGGCACCUUCGUGAUCCAUUUCGCGGGUGCGUGGGCACAUGUGAAGGGCGAUGAUCCGACUGGACAACUGAUGCGCAAGUAUGAGCCGGAGAUCAUCUGGGGCGAUUGGAAGGAGUUCUAUAAUGCUUGAGGUCCGGCUUCGAUGAGAGUCUUUUAGGUUUGAAGAGUUACGAAUAUGAUAUCCAAAUGUACUACUAUCUUUGGUCCAGACCUCCGGCCUGUCAAUGUACACCUCGCACCAUGACACC